AUGAUGGUGGAAACGGCAGAGGACGACGAGGUAGACGAGCUGGCAGUUGUGCUGGUCGAGCUGGUGGAAGAAGCUUCGGUAGACGAGGUACUUUUGGAGCUUGUAGUGGAGCUUGUAGAGCUGGAGCUGGUGGAACUCGAUGACGUGGUAGAGCUAGUGGAGCUUGAUGAUGUAGUAGAUGUAGAAGAGCUGGUGGAAGAGCUCUCGGUGGAAGCUUCACUGGAGGACUCAGAAGAAGCCUCGGUAGAAGACUCGGUGGAAGCUUUAGUAGAAGACUCGCUCGUGGCCGAGGUGGUGGUCACCGAGCUGGCAGAGGUAGAGGUUGCAGAAGUGGAGGAGCCGGUCUCGCCAGUAGACAAGUUUUCCACAUCGACAGAGUUCACCAGAUUGAAGUCCUCCGUGGAAACAGUGGCCGCACUGGAAGUCUGUUCAGCAGAAGUCACAGACGAAGACUCAGUCGUUCCUUGGCUCAAACUCGUAGAAGUGCUAGAAGUGCUGGUUGUAGUUGGCUCAGGACUGCUGGUCUGUGUCUGA
Molecule: messenger RNA, 534 nt
Organism: Ogataea philodendri
Lineage: Eukaryota; Fungi; Ascomycota; Pichiomycetes; Pichiales; Pichiaceae
Exons: 1
Coding region: 1-534 (177 amino acids)
Source: RefSeq, a predicted model, not a curated record